Colletotrichum spaethianum is the source of this 516-nucleotide messenger RNA. RefSeq names its product UPF0357 protein. The transcript is spliced from 2 exons. Bases 1 to 516 code for a protein of 171 amino acids. Lineage: Eukaryota; Fungi; Ascomycota; Sordariomycetes; Glomerellales; Glomerellaceae. The record is from RefSeq and is a predicted model, not a curated record.
AUGAUUCUUUCUUGGGUCCUCGCAACUGCGCUCGGUGCUUUUGCCGCCGUCGCGCAAGAUACCCCAGAGCCGCAGGCCCCCAAAUUGACUUAUCUCUACACUCUCACCGCAUUGCUCAACUCAUCAAUUGAGAUUGGUACGGGAAUGUAUAGCGAUCGCAAAGCGAUUCCCAUCAUCGGCGGCAGUUUUGAUGGUCCUCGGCUUAGCGGCAAGUCGUUCCAAUGCGUUUUGCGUCUCGUCUUGAGUACUGUCCUCGAUCUUGGUGCCGACUGGGGUCUCACAGAUUCGAAGGGCGUCUUCCAUCCUGACACACGGUACAAUCUGAGGACGGAUGAUGGUGCAAAUAUUUUCAUCCAGACGAGUGGAUCGAAGCAAACGAAUGGAAAGAUUUACCUCAGACAGAUUUUUGAGACGGGCAACGAGGAUUACUAUUGGCUCAACAAUGUUGUCUCAGUGGGCGUGUUGACGUCAGGGAACGGUAGCGUAACCAUCGAAGGGUGGGUGAUGGACUUGUAA